CCUCGGUUUGGGUCGUUCCUGGGACUGCGGCUGAGCGGCUGGUGGCGGGGACAGCGCGGCAGACAGAAGCAAAAUCCGGUGUGUUUUCCUAGAGCUUGCUUCCUCCUUCUCCGCCUAGCCUCGCCCCAGACCUUCCUCCACUUUUUAGUCAUGGGAAACCACUUGACCGAGAUGGCACCUACUGCAUCCUUCCUGCCACACUUCCAAGCCCUGCACGUCGUGGUCAUCGGACUAGACGCGGCUGGGAAAACCUCCCUCCUCUAUCGCCUCAAGUUCAAGGAAUUCGUCCAGAGCGUCCCCACCAAGGGCUUCAACACCGAGAAGAUCCGGGUGGCCCUGGGCGGAUCGCGUGCCAUCACCUUCCAAGUGUGGGACGUCGGGGGACAGGAGAAGCUGCGGCCCCUGUGGCGCUCCUACACCCGCCGGACCGACGGGCUGGUGUUCGUGGUGGACGCUGCCGAGGCGGAGCGCCUGGAGGAAGCCAAGGUGGAGCUGCACCGAAUCAGCAGGGCCUCGGACAAUCAGGGGGUGCCCGUGCUGGUGCUGGCCAACAAGCAGGACCAGCCUGGGGCGCUGAGUGCCGCCGAGGUGGAGAAGAGGCUGGCAGUGAGGGAGUUAUCUGCAGCUACGCUUACUCAUGUGCAGGGCUGCAGCGCCGUGGACGGGCAGGGCUUGCAGCCAGGCCUGGAGCGCCUGUACGAGAUGAUCCUCAAGAGGAAGAAGGCGGCAAGGGCUGGCAAGAAGAGACGGUGACAGCUGCCCCUUCCAACAGUUUUGGGGUCUGCACACUUGGAUAGAACCUGGCAGAGCCUGUGACACCCCCCCUCACUCAGCCCUCCCGGGUCAGGACAUGCCCACCUUGGUGAAGGAGCAAGGGGCAUCACUGGGAGUCCCGGUUUCUGUGCCAUCUUGGGGGAAACAAGGUUGGGAUGUCUUCCUCCAUAUGGCUCCUUCAUCCUCACCUCUGGAGGAGGUGGGGUGUGAGGGGGGGAGCUGCAGGACUCUGGAAAGUUCAGUGUAAACUGUGACUCUACCUCGACCCUCUUUUUUAUUUUUUGGGCUUCUCCAGCUUUUGGAUGGACUGUUCUGGGGCAAAGGGAAUUUGCUUGGAGAAGGUGCAUUUGAGAUGAGCAAAGACUCUCCUCCCUGCCCCCCCCUUCCCUGCCUUCUCCUGAGGAGUCCUUCUCCCCUGACCCCCCAGGCUGCUUUUCUAGAGAGGCCAGUUACAAGUCUUUAUGUCUGUAUGAACAUGCCACGGACCCUUCCCCUAUGUUUUACAACCCCAACCCUUUUAUACAUAUGUUUUCUCUAUCAUUAUUCUUAACUAUUUUUUAGCAUUUGCCUGUAAGUUAUUAAAGACUGAUGACACAAUA
This is a messenger RNA of Suncus etruscus (white-toothed pygmy shrew), 1373 nucleotides long. It is a transcript of the gene ARL4D, whose product is annotated as ADP ribosylation factor like GTPase 4D. Gene Ontology annotation, biological process: intracellular protein transport; vesicle-mediated transport. Gene Ontology annotation, cellular component: cytoplasm. Gene Ontology annotation, molecular function: GTP binding; GTPase activity. The transcript has 2 exons. The record is from RefSeq and is a predicted model, not a curated record. NCBI's taxonomy places the organism in Eukaryota, Metazoa, Chordata, Mammalia, Eulipotyphla, Soricidae. The coding region runs from base 151 to 753 and encodes 200 amino acids.